UACAACAAAAAUAAUAGUUUAAAGUUAGAUCAUGGGAAACUUACAGUACAAAUAAAAUAAAAUAAAAUAUGGUUACUACAAUGAACCAUAUGGUUCCACAGCUCUAAUCGAUUUAUAAUGCAUUGGACCUCCAAAAAUGCAUUCACAAAAAUAGAUGUUCACUACCUCAACAUAUUUUGGCUCGCCCAUUUACAGGCAUUUUCCCCAUACACACCGAGCACACAAAUUGUAGCCGAUAAGGGGAUUACCUAAAGCCUGCAAGAGGUGUUCCUACAAAUAGCUGUUUGUGUAUUGGUGAUGAUGAUGAUGGUGGGUUGUUGAGAGCAUUGUAACGCAGAUGUCAUCUGGGUGUCCAUAGUAACCGCCAGUACAAACGCAGCAUCAUCGUAUUCGCCUCGAUGCUGCAAAGACUGAAGCACAGAGAGACGUCAAGCUUGAAGAUACAAAACGCUGAAGUAGCACCACACCUCUCCGCGUUUAUGUGAGCCUGUAGCUGAUGUGCUGGCAUACGCGCUGCGUUAGAAAAUGCGCACCCGUGCUCUUUUUUCAGUCGAUGGCCAAUGAUGUCAGUGCCGUGGAGACAACGGAGGCACCACAACUUUAACAACAGCGGCUGAGCUUACAUCGCUCGUUCGUUUACGCAUUGUAUAUUCUCUUGCUAAAAAAGAUAUGGUAUUGCACAAGCCGUUGUGUGGUACUUGUUUGGUGUAAGUUGGAGAAUGUGGAUACUGUAGGGCAUCUCUUUAAGGAUCCGUAAUGCUGUCCAGCCGGGCCGUUAGUCGAGCCUGACACCGCCGCGAUGCUGCCGGGCUCCAUACAGAUCACGGGAGAGGCGCUGUCCGGAGCUGAAAUCAAGGAUAUGUGCGAGAGCCUGAAGGAGAACAGUGUGAGACUUCUGUCUGUACGGGGCUGUCAGCUGUCCGAUCGAGACUUCGGCCGCGUGUGUCGCGGCGUGGCGGAGUCUCACUCACUCGCUCAGUUGAACCUGAACCUCGGCGUGGUGUCCACUAUCAGCCGGACGAAACAGCUGGCCGAUGCGCUGAAGGCUAACAGAUCCAUUCAGACCCUCUUUUUACACGGGACUCCGCUUUUAGAUGCAGGACUGGUCACCCUGAACGGAGCCCUUUCCACUCACCCCUCACUCGUGUCCUUGGACCUGGGGGACUGCAUGCUGGGAGAUGAGGCUGUACGUCUCAUAUGUGGCAUGCUGCCUCCAGACGGAGCCAAAUCAGGGCUAAAGGAGCUGACACUGAGUGCAAACCCAGCCAUCAGCACUCAGGGGUGGGCUCGACUGGCCGUCGCGGUCGCUCACAGCUCACAGUUACGGGUCCUCAACCUCGACUACAAUCCCUUGGGGGAUGAAAUCGCUGGGAUGUUGGCCGUCGCUGUUGCGUCCAGCAGAACUCUGGAAGUUCUGGAUUUGGAGGGAACUGGACUCACCAAUCGGUCAGCACAGGUCUUCCUUGACAUGGUUGAGAACUACCCCACCUGCCUGCGUGCGCUGGUUCUAGCCGAGAACGAUAUCAGCCCUGAGCUGCAGCAGCAAAUCUCUGAUCUGCUUUCAGAAGGAGAGGAGGAGGAAGAUAAAGACGGAGAGGCGCGCGGUAGCUCCGUCACCCCCCGAGAGAAACCGGCCUGGGUUCCCCACAGCAACUCUUCCAGCUCCCAGAUGGUCCUGAUGACAUCAGGACUGGGUGAGAGCUUUUUGGCAGAGACAGAGAUGUGAUACUGGAGCUGCCUUUGUUUUGUGCUUGCACUGUUCGACUACUGCAAGAUCACCAGUUAGUGUGUAAGCUCGCACACUGCAUGACCUGUAGCACUUAGCAGAAGACAGUUGAAAGCUGGAACAAAAACCUUAAACACCAAGUGACUUAUAAUACGCAAUAGCGAAGUAUUUAUCUUACAGAUGUACAGUCUAUUUAUAAAUGCCUAUUUAACCAAUAACAGUAUACUCUGAUAGUUCGGCUGUAUAGGGUUGAUGUGAUGGCCUGAUGUCUGAAUAAAUCAG
Messenger RNA from Triplophysa rosa, 2008 nucleotides. It is a transcript of the gene lrrc73, whose product is annotated as leucine rich repeat containing 73. Bases 800 to 1726 code for a protein of 308 amino acids. The transcript has 6 exons. NCBI's taxonomy places the organism in Eukaryota, Metazoa, Chordata, Actinopteri, Cypriniformes, Nemacheilidae. Gene Ontology annotation, molecular function: protein binding. The record is from RefSeq and is a predicted model, not a curated record.